Onychostoma macrolepis is the source of this 18092-nucleotide messenger RNA. It is a transcript of the gene lrrc4ba, whose product is annotated as leucine rich repeat containing 4Ba. Gene Ontology annotation, molecular function: protein binding. The record is from RefSeq and is a predicted model, not a curated record. NCBI's taxonomy places the organism in Eukaryota, Metazoa, Chordata, Actinopteri, Cypriniformes, Cyprinidae. The transcript has 4 exons. The coding region runs from base 4029 to 6227 and encodes 732 amino acids. Gene Ontology annotation, cellular component: plasma membrane.
GAGUGGUCGGUUUUUGCGAUUUAAUCGUUAUCUUACUAUUUCUGUUGUACCAUUUGAUUCAGGCUUAUAAUAAUUAAUUUAUCUCAUGAGCUUUUAACCACACUACAUGUUCCACAGGCUCAUUAAUAUGCUACAUGUUUUUAUCGAAAGACGUAGCCUACUCUGGUAAAGUUGGCUGUUAUCUCUUUCUGCGUGUAUUUUUCCAUCUGACCCGCCACUACUCACAGGCAGACAGUGCUGUGCUUCCAGCUCUGCGAAAGGGUGAAUCAAUUUAAGAGAGAGAGAGAGAGAGAGGGGAGGUUGAACAGAGAGAGAGCGAGGGAGACGGAGAAAGACAGGCGAGAGGAGACAUUGACUCCGCACCACAGCUUCUGAAGGAUAUAUUUAGAUUAAAAAACAAAGAACGAGUAGACGAGAUACGGCCCUAUGUAGCAGCAGUGGCAGCGCUGAGAGAGAGACAGGGAGUCCCAGGUGGGGUUCUGAAUCCCCAGAGCAGAGUGAUGGAGCCGUCCCAGCCACAUAGCCUCGGAGUUGGGCUACGGUCAUCAGGAGCUCAUGUGAUGGUGACACGCAAGAUGGUGAGUGAGCCUGUUACUAUAGCAACCCCAGGCUCUCAGAGCGUGCUUCCAUUUCACCCAGUGUGGGAGAGAAUGAUGGAGGGAGAACAUUGAAGAGAAGGCUGCCAGGAGCUAUAGGGAGUUUCGGAAGGGUCUGGAGAGCAGAGAAGGAAAGCGAUGCUCUGGUGUUACAGAGAUGACUUCCUGGGGUGGGCAUUUGGAGAUGCGAUGUGGGCAACUAAAGUUAAUAUAAGAUGAAAUAAAAUUCAGUUGAAGAAAAUUGUAAAGUUUGCCAUGAAAAAAGAUUUUACAAUUACUAAAUUGGUGAAGCAUUACUGUUGCAGUCCAAAUUAUUCACUCAAAUGCUCAGCUAUCACUUAGUUUUAAAAACUGGACUGGAUUUGUUGGUCUAGAGGUAACAGGGCUCAACAGUAAGUAGGGCCCUAUGAAAUCCAUUUUUUUUUCAUUUUAAUUUAUCUGGAUUACGUUUUUUUUUUUUUUCAUUUCAAUUUUUCUAGACUCUUGUUUUAACAAAUUGAAAUCAUGAAACUUGUGCAAUUUAACAGCAAUUUAUUAAAUGUUUAACAAAAAAUAAUUUUUUAAGGCCCUAUUAAUUUUUACCAAAUUCAGCAUUUUCCAUUAACAUUCUGUAUUCCAUUUGAAUGGUUUCAUUAAAUUUUAAUUAUCAAAAAGCACCUCAAAUUAAUUGAUUUAAUGUAUAUAAAAAAGUAAUAUUAUGGGCUUUUUUCAGAAUUACUGUGUUGUUUAAUAAUUUUAUUAGUAGUAGUACUACUAUGUUAAGUAAUAUAUUUCUGUCACAGUUUCUUCAAGUUAAACCGUACUUUUAUUUUGCCAGGUUGCUGAGAGGACCUUAAAGUUUCAGUUUUCAUAUGAUGUGACCGUAGUUUUUCUAAAGAGAAACAAAUUAUCAUGAAGUGAUUCGCAGGGUAGUUCUAGAUAUAAUUUAUGUGUUUAUGUAUUCACAAAAUGAGGCGGUAGAGGCUGAAAACACCGCAAGCGACGCGCACUUCAGUAUGUGUGUAGUAAAUGAAACCUUGCGCAUCCGUUGUUCAUUCACACAGAGACUCAUAUUCAUAUUAUAUGGUAUUUUUGUGGCUUAAUAUUCAGAGACACUAGUCCAUAUCACAAUUUGAUUUAAGUGUACUGACCUAAUUUGGAUUUAAUCAUCCAAAAUUCGGCAAAUUCCGUGACAUUCCGCGUUAUACAGUAAAUUUCAUUUCCGCAUUGCAGAAAUCAUAAGGCCCUAAAUAAGGAUCAGUGCUGCUUUGCCACUGAAAAGCGUACAUUCGUUGAUGUAGUACAGCCAUUUUAUACCUUGCAAACCUUGCAAAAAAUUUGGUCUUCUACAAUAUUGUUGAAAAUUCUGCUGAUUUGCCACAUAGACAAUGUUACCUAGCUGGCUAACAUAGAUGAGCAUUUGUCGAAAUUGCAAAAGAGACCCUGUGAUAAUUUUAAAAGCUUCAGUAUGAAUUGCAUAGUGUAUGUAAUUGUUUUUCAUCAAAAGCGUGUUUGUGAAUUUGUUGUGAAAUUCUACCAAACAUAAAACUGCAUUGUUAAAAAAUGAAUAAUUAAUGAUUCUUGUAUUGAGGUGCAGGUGGAAAUGUUGGCAUUGGAAGUUAAAAUCGGAAAACUACUUUAAAAACUACUGCCCCGACCAGCAGAAAAUAAUUCAUAUGGUUGAGCCCUGGAUAAGGUUUUUACUUUGCAUAUGGGGAGUCUUAGGUUUAAAUCCAGUUUUACUGUAUUAAUUUGCAUACUUUUCUUCAUUGAAGGAAAACUUUAUAUUUAACUAUGCUUAGUAGGUUUUAAAUCAACCACACGGGCCGAAUCGAAAUGCUUGGACUGAGCUGUCAUUAUGCAGCGCUGACUGUCGACACUUGCAUAGCCAAUAAUCAAUUGGGAAAAAUGUACAAGCUAAAGCUAAAACUGUAAUUUAAAUGAUUUUCUAUCGGAUGGUAAAUAAGCCCGUCCGUAGCCACGCCUCUGAAGUGAAGGCCAAGGAGGGCUGGAGAGAGAGUUGAAUAAGAAAGGAGGGAAACAGAAAAGAGGAUGGACAGAGAUGAAUACAUCCACCUGCAAAACAGUGCAACAAGCCGACAGGUUCGCAUGAGGGAGGAGACCUCCAAAGAAACACUGCAGCAUUGGCUGUCAGAUAAACGCAGCUUUUCUUCUGCUCUCCUCUGUUCAUGUCCAUCCCUCCCUGCUGCUUCACUCGCUCACUUUGAUUCUGAUGGCACUGCACUGAGAGAGACAUGGUGUCUGUCUCCACGGUGACAGGUAUCCAUGGAGACAUCCAUCAGUCAGUAUGUGUCAGCGUUUCCAUGGGGAUGUGGAUCUGGGGGUGUUUGUCAGCGAGUUUUGCGCCACACUCUUAUCAUGUUUGUCAUAGAUGCUGUUUAUCUGUGUAUGUAUUAGUCAUGGUGUCACUCAGAGCGUGGGGUGCAGCCUUAUGGUCUUCUAAGACUGGGGCUAAAGUGUGUGUGUGUGUGUGUGUGUGUUCAAAAACUUUAAAACCUUUCUAUUCUAGUUUAAUGUGCAGUGGACAAUACAAGUGCUCUAGUCAAGUCACAUUUAUGUAUAUAGCGCUUUAUACAAUACAGUAAUAAACAGGAAAAUAACAGAAUCCAUAGCUAUGUAUCCAUCCAGAUUUGCAAAUGUAACUUUUGUGCAAAUUGGAAUAUCACAUAAAGCAUUUGCGAUCCAGUGAAAUGAAGAGAAAAAAACUUUAACUUUCUGAUAAACUGGCACCAAUUUCCAAAUGAACAAAACAGCGUUUCAGAUGCUGUGUGAUGAGAUCCUGGAUAGUCCAGUUAUGCCAACCCAUCGCACAAAGUCAUAUUACUUUUUUGAUACGCAUUGAGGAAUUUAUUUGGUAAAUGUAUUUCCAUCAUGGUUUAUGUGCAUGUUUUCUUAUUUGAUAAAAAUGUAUCCACCUCGAUUGAGUGAGUUAAUUUUUUUACACGCACAUUUUUAGAAUUUAUGCGCAUCUUGGCUUUUCCACCCAACAUUUUUUUAAUGUGAAAUUGUGUGCAUGUUUUUAUUCCCAAAAUGCACAUAAAAAUAGGUGGGUGGUGGUUAGCAUUGUUGUCUUACAGCAAGAAGGUCCCCGGUUCGAGCCCCGGCAGGGAUGUGUCAGCAUGGGUACUCCGGUUUCCUCCCACAGCCCAACGACAACGGUUAGUAAAACAUGCAUUCAUCACAAAGAGGCCUGUCAAAUAAGAAGACCUGUUAAGGCAAAGACGACACAACUUAUGUAAUUGUAUCUGUAUGAAAAAAUAAACAAGGACAAAACACGCCACCAACCAAGGAGACCGAAUAUUUUCACUGAAAAAUGCAGGAGUGACAUCCAUUGCGGGAGGAAUCUACAACAGUUAAAGAGACAGUACUGGAGACAUUGGAAUCAGCCUACCAUCCUCUUUGGAACACAGGAAGGGUCAUGACCCAGUUGCCAUGCGCAUCACCACGGUGACCAGCCUUCCUAGUCCCUCCCCCCUCCUCCUCUUAUUGGUUCAGCUGCUGUUGUGGCUCAUUAUCCCAGGCCAAGAGGCAGUUGGAGCCGCCUCUACCUGUCCCGCGCUGUGCAGUUGUUCUAAUCAAGCUAGUCGAGUGAUCUGUACAAAACGAAACUUAGAAGAGGUGCCCGACAGUAUAUCAAACAACACACGAUACCUCAACUUACAAGAGAACUCGAUACAGGUGAUAAAAUCAGACACAUUCAAACAUUUGCGGCACCUGGAGAUCCUCCAGCUCUCCAAGAACCAGAUUCGUCAGAUAGAGGUGGGCGCUUUCAAUGGCCUCCCAAACCUCAACACUCUGGAACUGUUCGACAACCGCCUCACGCUGGUGCCAUCGCAAGCUUUUGAGUACCUCAGCAAGCUGCGUGAACUGUGGUUACGAAAUAACCCCAUUGAAACUUUACCAGGCUAUGCCUUUCACCGUGUCCCCUCGCUGCGGCGUCUUGACCUAGGCGAACUCAAGAAGCUGGAUUAUAUAUCUGAUGCAGCCUUUGUUGGACUCAUCAACCUGCGCUACCUGAACUUGGGUAUGUGUGGCCUGAAGGACAUCCCUAACUUGACUCCCCUGGUGCGACUGGAGGAGUUAGAGUUGUCUGGGAACCGUCUGGAAAUCAUCAGACCAGGAUCCUUUCAAGGCCUGGAAUCAUUGCGCAAACUAUGGCUCAUGCACUCUCAGAUGUCGGUCAUCGAGCGCAAUGCUUUCGAUGAUCUCAAGAACCUAGAGGAGCUUAACCUAUCCCACAAUUCCCUGCACUCUUUGCCCCAUGACCUUUUCACACCUCUGCAGAAGCUGGAGCGAGUUCACCUCAAUCACAACCCAUGGGUGUGCAACUGCGAUGUGCUCUGGCUAAGCUGGUGGCUGAAAGAAACGGUGCCGAGCAACACCACUUGCUGUGCGCGGUGCCACGCACCACCCUACAUCAAGGGAAAGUACAUAGGAGAGCUAGACCAGAGCCAUUUCACCUGCUAUGCCCCCGUCAUUGUGGAGCCGCCCACUGAUCUCAAUGUGACCGAGGGCAUGGCUGCUGAGCUCAAGUGUCGCACUGGUACCUCCAUGACCUCCGUAAACUGGAUCACUCCGAAUGGCACCCUAAUGACCCAUGGCUCCUAUAGGGUCAGGAUUUCCGUUCUGCAUGAUGGCACACUGAAUUUCACCAACGUAACUCUGCGUGACACCGGCCAGUACACCUGCAUGGUGACCAACUCAGCUGGUAACACAACGGCAACUGCUGUCCUGAAUGUGACUGCAGCAGAUGUCAGUGUCAACUACACCUACUUCACCACUGUCACUGUAGAAACUGUGGAGUCCACGGGAGAUGAAGAAUCUGCAUUGCGUGCCUUCAACGAGACCUUCAUCCAUAUUCCCGGGCCUACACCUUCUGGGCACCUCUGGCAUGAAGUUGUCCCCACUACUGCCUCUUCUCUCUCAAUCCUUGGCUCAUCGUCUUCUCCCCGAGCAACCAAACCUACUUUCACUGUCCCCAUUUCUGAGCCCAACUAUCCCUCUGGACUAGAUGACGUGAUGAAGACCACCAAGAUCAUCAUCGGUUGCUUUGUGGCCAUUACCUUCAUGGCUGCCGUCAUGCUUGUGGUGUUUUACAAGCUGAGGAAGCAGCAUCAGUUGCACAAGCACCACGGGCCGGCACGAGCCAUCGAGAUCAUUAAUGUCGAAGAUGAGAUUGGAGCGGGAACGGGCAUCCGUGGCAGCGGAAUCUCAGGAGGAUCCACGGUAUCGCAAGGAGGCUCCGGCGGACAGAGCUUGCGUCUGCACCACCCCGAAAUCGUCAACCUCCCGAACCUUGCACGAGUAGAGCAUCUCAACCAUUACUACAAGGCCCAUCACUUCAACAAUAACAUGAUGGGUCUGGGCCUUGGCGGAGGCUCGGGCGGAGGCCUAAACAAUAACAACAACCCUUCGCCCUGCUCCCAGGUCCAGACUACCCCCAUCUCUUGCACGCAGGUGCCAGUCUCUGCAGGUAGUACAUCAUGCUCCAUGCCUUCUCCAAUGCCUCUGCCGACCCUUGGCAUCCACGGGUCACUGAAAGGCCUGAUGGGUAAAGGGCAGAACCCACAGAUUGAGCCGUUGCUUUUCAAGAGCGGCUCCAAGGAGAAUGUCCAAGAAACCCAGAUCUGAAGUUGAGAAAGAGAGUAAGGGAGAGAGGGAGAAAGGUAAAUGUACAGAUAAAAGAUGGAGAAAGAGUAUCAGGCAGACAGAAACAGAUGAAGGGUAUUGGCUGUUCAACCCCUAUGGGUAUGUUCUCAGGAGUAAUGAGAAAGGCAGACCCAGCAUUGUAUGAAAUAUUACCUACACAAGAAUACAAGAUACAGCUGUGAAAUCGCUACCAAGUAAAUACGCUGGCAAAGAGUGGGGGAAUUUCUAGAAGGAAGACAGGCAACCACACUGCAGUUUAAAAUCAGUCUUUACAUUUCUCUGAUCCGCACGUAUGAAGGGGAUCAUCAGACAUCAGCAAACAAAACCACACUUGCCAAUACCUUAUAAAUCGAUACAUUUUUGUGUAAUGCAAGAUUGAUAAUUAUGUGCCAAACUUGCACCAAUCUGUGCCAAAGCAAAAUCUUUGCACACUACGCAUGUGUACAGACACAUUUUCAGAAGGCGAUCUGAGAUCUGCACGUAUACUGUUCACCAUCAAAUACAGAACUCCAUCAAUAAAGCAGAGAUGCUACAAAAAUCAAAACCAUACACACCAUUAGGUAGGAAGUGUAUAUAGAAAUACAUGAACAACCUUAAGUAUUUAUGGACAGUGGCUGGGAACGAAAAAUCACAUGUGAAAAUGGUUUAGAGAACCGUAAAGCUCAGAUAACAAAAUGGAUCAUUAAAAUUUUGUAGAGGUUCGCAGUCCUACGAAGGAAAGAUGGAUUAGUAGACCAGCACUGUGUAGAGGGCUUAUGUUUCGUGAUGAUGAUGGACUCAAGAUUCUCCCCUUUCUCGAGGCUCUCACAAUUGAGGGGAAGAGAGGAAAACGAACAAGGACUUAAAGCGCAAACAGACAAUGAAAGAUAUAAAACUUUUAAGAGAAUAUAUAAACUAUGAAAGUAUACAUGAUAUAUAAAUAUAUUUUCAUUCAGAGAAAUAAAUUAUGAAGAAUCUUUACAUUUUUCUGACUGAAAGCCACGGCUUUUGAAGAAUUAGCAGCUGCUGGUGUAGCGCUUUGUCACUGAUAAUUCCUUUCUCUGCAUAAAAACAAAAAUGUGUCUGAAACUGGUACACCCUCACAGGACUUAAGGGUAUCCGGAGGAGACGGAGGGACAGGGAUGUAUAUUCUGGAAAUUGCAUUUGAUUUCAGAUACUUUGGCUUUGUUUUUUAAGUCUCAAAAGGUUUCCCUUUCCUGUUCUAUAACUAACAGGGUCAUUGAGGAGAAGUAAUUUUAAUUAACAUUAUAAACACACUACUGUUUGAUUCUGCAGGCAUUUGAGAUCCAAACUGGGUCGAUAUCAGUUAUCACCAUUACCAACAGAAUUAUAAAAUACAAUAAUGAUGAUAGUAUGCAAUGCAAUGGAAAGAAAGUAAAACACUGUAAACGUUGCUCUACAUGCUGCUAUACUGAGAAAAGAUAUUUUUAGUGAGAUGUUUUAGGAAAAUCCGAUUUGAAAGCUGAGUAAAAAGAGACUCCUGUUGACAUUACAUUACUACUACUACUAUCAUCAUUAUUGGAAAACAUCAAGCGGAUUUGGUCGGUCUCUUUGUUUUUACCUAGAGGUGAUGUUUGUUUUUCAUUGUGUAAAAAGUGAUUGUCACUACAGCUGAUAAUCCCCUCAGUAAAGCUGGAAUAGCAGUGGACGUACUAACAAUGACAACGAUUUGCUUGAAGCAUUACGAAGCCACAACAACAACAACUCCUCCAAACAAGGAAAUGGAUGGGCCUUAUAAUGGCUCCCUCAAUGGCCUGUCCCCUCUGUUUUGUACAAGACAAAAACUUUACCAGGACCCUGUUUUUUUGCCAACGUGAAUCAACAAGAUUCAGGACAGAACACAAACUCUGGUGAUUACUGCAGGGGUAAAAUGGAUUAUUGCGAACACUGUGUCCAGACAUGUGGACGGAACUACUGUUUGAGCAGAAAGCAAACAGAGGACAGCUUUUGAAAGGUAAGAGAAAACCCACUCAGUGAGCAAGAUUGGAGUUUGGAAAGCUUUUUAAAAAAAAAUGAAAAUGGACAAAUAAAUGACAACUAUAGAAACUUAUAGAGCUCUUUUAAAACAAAACUAUUAUGAUAAUAAGUGUCUUUCAUUAUUUGUUUUUAUCUAGUUUAUUUUUGUUUUGUUUCGUUUUUUUUCAAAAUCAAGUGUUAUCUUAAUUGUAAUAUUGUUAUUGUUAUUAUAAUUAGCUAAUAUUACACUCGUUAUAAUUAUGAAAAAUGUUCUGUUAGCAGAAGUCACUUCGAAAUUUAAAAAAAAAAUAUAUAUAUAUAUAUAUAUAUAAAUGGCACACAAACUGGCAACUGAAAUUGUGAAACUUGGUGGCAUUGAUUUGUUCUAUGUUUUUGUCUUAUCUUUUUCUCAUGUAUUUGAGGUAUCACUGUAUGUAACCCUUAGAGCUUAAGGCUUGGAGACAGUUCUCCCGAGAUGCAGACAGAAUGUGAUUUGGCUGGUGGUAGCGUUCUUCUCUGCAGAGGAAGAGAUAUGAGAGAGAGAGACAGAGAGGAAAGAGAGAGACCGGGUUUCUGAUACACACUCGUUCUCAGAAUGUCACCCAUUAUCAGUGCCGAGAAGUGCGACUGUGCCGUGUCAACACCCUGUUGCCACGGCAACACGCCUUCGCACUAAUGUGCCAAACACUGUCAGAGCCAGGGUGCCAUCUUUGUGGGUCCCCGUGCCUGUGUUUGUCAAACCUUGUUAGCCUACAACACGUACAAAUAUCCACACGCGAGCACACCGCCGUGUCAAUUGUCAUCCGACAUAUUGGUGCACCCAUACUCUGGCACAGCGUCCCAACAGGUUCUUAUGGUGAGGUUUCCCUGGCAACUGUUGCUGCUGCGACAGUCCUCAUCACAGCGUUCAGGUCUCAGAUGCAAAUGCGAGGACGGAGCCAGUAUAGGACGCUAUUUACAAGGAUGUAACUGUUUUCAUCCAUGUUCUUAAUUCGGACCCUUCACAAAAACCCGCCCUCCUUAGUUACUGUUGCUAUGGUUGACAAGCCAUGGCCCUCUCACACCACACAUCAUGUUCUCACACAGUGAAAAAUACAUCUCGGAGCAAAGAGGAAACUGACCACACGCCGACAGACAAGACAGAGCAGGUUACUUUAGGCAUGAAUGUCUCAGCUUUCAGAUUUUGUCAAUUUUUUAAAUGGAAUUCACACAAUAAAUACCGUUUUGUGGCUCUUUAAUGUGUCGUGACAGAUCGCUGUAGCGCCUCAGUUCAAGCGGCAUGUGAACCCAUCAUGGCUUCCUUUUUACUAGUUAUAGCAUGAAAUAAACAUGAACAAACAUCAGAAGGUAUUUUAUUUAACACAGCAUUUUUCAAAUUUAAGUCCACGGAAGUUAAUCUACUUUCCUGUCUUGUUUGUUUGUCGGACAAAAUGGUGGAUUCGGCGUUAUGAUUGGUCAGAUCGCCUGUCAAUCAAACUCCCUGCCAAGGGUCAAUUAGCAUAUUCACAGCACACUGCAUAUCAAUAAACCUCCUUUAUUGUUGACAUUCAUGAACCUUGAGUAGCAGUCAUCGAGAUGUCCGUAUCUAACACGCCAUUGAUCUUCCAUAGGCACAUCAUCCCCUACACUCAAAAUGAUCAUAUUCUCCCUCUCAUGCUGGAGAUUUGCAUAUGUUCGUUUGCUUCCCGAGUGAUUAACAUACACAUCUGUUUGUGUGUGUGUGCAUAUGUGUGUACCAGACAGUAAUCGUAUUACAUUUGUGCUCAAGGCAUAUGCUUUCUUUCCAAAGCAACUCACAAGAAAGUAUUGCCAAGCAGAUUGGUAGUGGGACAGGGCAGAGACUGUUAUAACAUACCACAUAUCUCAUGAUCUUCACCUAGCCUGCAACCUCAGAUAUCUCUCGCUUCCUGAAGUCUUAAGAAGCAUGCGAAAGCUGUGACAAAGGUAGGAAGACAGGAGCCCUCUCUCUCCCUCGUAGCACUGCGGUAUCUGAGUCACAGGGCCCAAAACACACACUCAUACACAUCUCAGCUCUCUCAUAAACGCGCUUUGCAGAGAAAUACCCUGCCCACCAGCUGGAUAGGACUUAUGCAAAGAGCACCAGAGAAUGUGGUGUCGCGGGUUUUGGCUUAUACAUGUGUCUGUGUGUGAGUGUAUGAAAACUAUGGAAAUGGCCAUUUCAGCUUUUGUAAGCUUAUUUGAAGACAUCCAUGUAUUUCGACCAAUGUUUUUCAUUGAUAGCGUUUCUGUUGCCCUCUCGUGUGUGUGUGUGUGUGUGUGUGGGAGAGAAUGAGUUUGGGCUGUGUGUUUUACAAUAAGAGACUCUGUUGUCAUUGAGCGUGCACGUGGUGAGCUUGUGUGUGUGUGUGUGUGUGUGUGUGUGUGUGUGUGUGUGUGUGUGUGUGUGUGUUUGCGACAUCUGUGUUUUUGUACGGCAUUUAGAGACUGUCGUGAGAGUCAGACAUCCAUUUUAAAUCCCCGGUUUAAAUCACUUUAGCGUAUUUUCCUAUGCUUCAGGCUUGUGUAUGAUCUUCUGAAUGAUGCUCUAAGCUAGAAUGGAGAAAAAACAUCAGUUGGGAUUUUCCUUUUUUUCCCCUUAAUACCCCAAUUGAGAAGUCAGGGGGCAUUCGUGCCAAUUUCCAACCAGCUGAAGCGAUGGGAGGUACUUCCCUAAUAGCGGCCGUGAUAUAGUAUUCAGAAAUUUAUACGUGCGACAAUGGUCCCCGUUUUUUUGUGUUUGUUUAAAGUUGCAAACAUGCUCAGGCUUUGACAGACAAAUCUAGGGCAGCUCUUGCUUUUGGGUGUGUGGGGUAAAUAUCUUAUUCCAGCAUUUACUUCAAAGAUUUGUAUUUGGUCGUUUGCACUUUGGUCCUGGAUUUAUCAGCAGAAGGUCUAUAGCAUUGGUUCCUCACAAUCUGAGUCACAAAACCAGGUCGAACACAUAAACAACUCACUUGAGGUUGUGUCGCUUAGAAUAUCAAUUACAUCCAAAUCAUACUUCAGCCCUACUGCUGGUGAUGGUCCGUUUCUAAAGCAGCUGCGAGGAAUGGUGUCAUUCUUCACAUAUAAAACUGCUUCAUUGUAAUUGUCAGGGCUAGACAGAACAGACAAAUCUUUCAUGGCAGGGUGUGGAUGUAGCUUGUGUCCCUAACAAACUCCGUUUUUACCAGAGUUGCACAGACCCUCAUGACGCUCUGACACCGAUGAUCCCAAUUGUGAGAAACAGCAUUGUGCAAUGUAAUGCAAAACAAAAGAAAAAAGAAACUUGUCAAGUAAAUGUAAUAUCUAUAUAUCAUUUAUAGUUUAAUUUAUAAUUUAGAGAACAUAUAUCUAAAGUUUAUUUUUCUUACUCAACUGGCAAAGUAUUUUUUUAGCUUAAAACAAGAAUAUAUGCACUAAAUUCAGAGGUUUUUGGGCAAAAACCUUUUUUUCUGAAAGAAAGAAAAUGAUGCUUUUUCACGGAUGCAUUAAUAUUACAGUAAAUCAAAAAUGACAGCAAAAACAUAAGAUUUCUAUUUCAAAUAAAUGCUCUUCUUUUGGACUAUUCACCAGAGAAUCAAACAUGUAUCACAGUUUCCACAAAAAUAGCAGCAGCAAUGUUUUCAAUACAAUAAUGAUAAUAAAAAAGUAAUGUUACUUGUACAGCAAAUCAGCAUAUUAGACUGAUUUCUGAAGGAUCAUGUGACACUGAAGACUGGAGUAAGACUGUUGAAAAUUCAUUAUUUCAUCACAAGAAUAAAUUACAAUUUAAAAUCAUUUACAAUAGAAACCAGUUAUUUUAAAUUGUAAUAAAUUGAACAAGACUUGUAUCAAAAACAUUUUUUUUAAAAAUGGAUGGCCUACAAAAAUAUAUUCUCUAAAAACAAGUAUAUGUUGAAAACAACAAAUAUCUCAUGCAUUUUUAAUUUAAUUAUCUUGUAUGGCCUAAAUAGUUUUAAUUGUUUCAACUUUUAUUGGAUUGUGCUUUAUUAUUGUAAUUGGCAACAUAUUACUGUUAUUUGCUGCUCAAUGCACAUAAAACUGUUGUCCUCUGUUCUGAUGCCGAGGGUGAAAAGAGAGUGAGAGGACCAGUGUGUUGUUCAAUCCUGAAGACUUAUUUAGCCCCUGAGAUUGAGUGUGUGUGACAGAUUUGGAAUUGAGCAUUAAAGCAGCUUGAGUGUGUGCAGCAAAAGUCACACAUAAUGAUUUAUCGUGUUAGGGAGCGUGUGUAUGGUUUGUUUGAACAUGUGCCUCGUUUGCCAUUGUAGUUGUUGUGUGGGCUUCCUGAUACCCAUCAGGACAUUUAUGUGCGUGUGUGUUUGAGGGGUUUUAUGAAGAGAAUGAGAUCAGUUGUUCACAACGUCUCUUUGCGUCAUUGCACUGAUCUGUACAAGAGCCCGCAGCAGCUUGUCAAACACUGAUUGCCCCUGAACACACACACACACACACACACACACACUAAUGUAAGAUUGUAUCCUAGACCCUCACCUCAGUCAAUAAAGAGUGCUUUUACCCGCCUCCUCCCUUGAACGCACACAUGCGCCUACGGACAGAGCCAUUGAUAAUUACAUGUGACACUUCAGACUCGGAAACCGCAUCAGUGUCUUACUUGUGAUUUCGAAUAGGUUGUGCCUUGUCAUCUAAUGUAAUCCUCCAUGGUACAAGCUUCUCAAAUGCCAUUUGGGAUUGGAUGGCACUUGACUGACCGUUAAAUGCACAUGGGCCCGACAUGUAUGUGUGUAUGAAUACUGGUGCUUCUGCAUGUCUGCAGUAAUAUCCAUCCAUACUAUGUGCCUGAACCCCAUGACAAGUCCUAAGAGACUGCAUUUUGUAGCUUGACUUGCCUGCUUCAGCUCCUCUAGACCAUUUCUAACUUUGAGGGAUGUCACUGGCUUUUGUGAUGGUGGUUAUGUGGCUGAUUAGCGUCCUGUUUUGUGUUUCGACUCUUUGAAAUGGGAAUGAAUUAUACUGCUAAAUUUCAGUUCGCAUUGAUUAUUUCCUUGGACAAAUCCCUCACAAUAUUGUUUUUAUUCUUCUUCAAUCCUGUGUGUCCUCCCACAAUGCUUUUUGGUUUAAAGACACCAUAAGGUGUUAUGCUCCUCUGGUUUAGAAAGACUUUUUUUUUUCUCUCUCUCUAAAAAAUCACUUUCUUUUAUUAGUAUUUUUGUCGUCUUGUCACUUUAGAAGCAAAGUUGCUUAAGACGUGGGGUUUUGAAGGCAAGGACACUCAAAUAUGAUGAUCCUGUUGUGAGGGACUGCCUAACUAAAAUAUACGGUAGCUGUAUAUUUUCAUGUAUUUACUGUGAGGUACAAAAGUGUGAUUAUUAUAAAAACAACACUUUUAUGUUGUCAUUUUACUAAAGUAAACUGAUGUCAGUAGAUUAAAAAAUAGAAUGAUUUCUAACCAGUCUUUAGAAAACAGAAUAAAAUAGUAAAUUCAAAUUUGGCAAUUGUGAAUGUAAAACUAAUCAUGAUAAUUAAAGGAAUAUUUCACCCAAAAAUGAAAAUUCUGUCAUCAUUUAUCCACCUUCAUGUUGUUCCAAACCUGCAUAAGUUUCUUUCUUAUGUUGAACACAAACAAAGAUAUUUUGAAGAACCAAGCAUGUGUAGGGAAAGAAACACCAUGCAAGGGAAUGGGGACCAUUGACUAUUUGAUUACCAGCAUUCUUCAAAAUAUCUUCUUUUCAGGUUUGUAGGGUGAGUAAAUGAUGACAAAACAUUUUAAGGUAAACAUAUUUCAUUGCAUUUCAUAUCUUCAGUGCAUGGACCACGGUUUGGUUUAGAUACUAAGGCUUGCUGUGUUCAAAGAAUAUGCAUGUAUAAAGUUUAUUUUUCUUACCCCAUUGGCAAUUUCUUUUCUGUUUUUACACAUAAAUGAAAUUUAGGCAUAAACAAACAGACAAAGAAAUUGCCAUUGAAGUAGGAAAAAUAAACUUAAUGUAGUCUUAAAGUCUUAAUAGCUUACUCACUUUUGCUGCUAAAGUAGCAAAAUCCUCUUGUUGUAAGGAUGUUUGGAUAUUUUUACUGGAAAUCAAGACAAAAAUACUGGUUAUGAGAAUGAUUUUCUGGAGUGUGGGGUUGUGUAAAUGUGUGACAGCAUCCUGAACAAGUCGGGCCUGUUAAAACGGCUGAAGCAGCAUCUUGGCUCCUCUCAGUUGAGUUUCAGAUCGUGCCUUUUGCUCUUAAGCCUCAAACGCAGCUACUGUUAUGGGUUUUGGGCAUCUUAUUGGCUCAAUUCCCUGUGUGAUGUUUGUUUUUGAAUGAAGUUGGAAAGGGAUGCUGUAUGUUUGAGAGGCAGUCCAGUGGAAAAACUUUGAAGUGGCCAGUCUCCAGCCAGCCUGUGGAGGGGCCGGUGAGAGAGCAAUGAGCUGUGACCUGAUCACCUUAUGAAGAACCUACUCAUGCUGUGACGGCAUAAAGCGAACCCAUGCUAGAGCCGCAGGAGAACCUGAUCUGGGUUCUUGGGGUCAGAGCACCAGUACCGUCGGAGACUGAGCGAACCGAAUAAUCUAAAUGUGACCCAGUUACAGUGUAGCGCAGCAGAACUCAGAACAAGAUUUGCAGAAGAGGCAAAACAAAAGUGUGCCAUUAUCUCAGCACAUUAAAUCUCACACACUGAUUUUGGUGCAAUAACUUUAAAAGGCACAGAGCGGCAUAACAGUAAACAUUUAUCAAUAUGAAAUAAAGUUUAACUAGAAUUAUUGAUUUUACUUUAAACUUCUUCCCCUUCUGUCAGCUUUCAAGCUUUUGAUUUAUGUUCGUAGCGCAGUCAUUUCUGUACAACUAUUUCCUUUCUAUCCUUCCCCAGUGGGGUUUUCCUAAAACCACAACCACCGAAGACUUCACAUUAGACAACGUUCAUGUUGUAGCCCAGAGGUUAUAAAGCAUUUGGAUGACACCGACUCCCAAAUAUGAUGAUCCCUUUCCUAAAAUAUAAAGGCAGCUAUGAAUUUUUACCCAUUUAUACUGUGUGAGAAAAAAACUGUGAAUACUACAUAGACGACAAAAUUGAAAUGUUUGUUUUAUAAAUUAAAUAACUUAUCCCUCUUAUAUCUCAACACAAAAGUAAGCUAUUACCUGCGAAGACUUGAUUCAUUACCUGCUAUGGGUAAAUAACUAAAAGAAUAAGAAAGCGUAUAAAAUGGUAAAACUGGUGGGUGUGAAAAAGCCAUGCACAUGCUAACUUUGACAAGCCUUAAGGCCUGUUCACACCAAGGAAAAUAACUAUAAAGAUAAAUGGUUCUCAGUAUUUAUACGACAGCUGUAACGAUAAAGGCACAGAGAAACGAUACUGUUGGAAUCGCUUUCAGAACGAUUUUUUUCCAGCCGAUGAGUGAUAAAAAACAUCGACAACCAAUGAGAAUCAAUCCUGCUAUAAUGACCUCGAGAAAAAGAGGCAGAUGAGCGUGCGCUUAGAAUAAACAGACGAUAUCAUCUGCUGGUGUGGACGCAGAUAUAGUUAUUGUCUUUAUAGUUAUCGUUCUUGGUGUGAACGGGCCUUUACACUGUAUAUUUUCACAAUUGUCAUAGACCCUCAUAGAUACAGGAAUCUACCAGCAGCGGAUGAACUAGACCAUCCAAACCAGCACAGCCUUGACCGCUUUGCUUCAUCUGUGGGCCACUCUCCAUUACAGUGACAUCUCUAAAUAAAACUCAAACAAAUGCCCCCAUUGCUAAUUUACUAUUUUAAAUGGGUUUAUUAAAGGUUUUGAACUUUUGACCUCUUGCACAGUAGUCAAAAAAUCAUUCUAGACCACAACAUCUGACUGAGGACUAGAAUGAAGGCUGGAAUCAUGUUUCACCUGCAAAAACCUGUGUGCUAAUUCUGCUGAUAAAUCUAUGACAAAGAAAAAGAUCAGGAGGGAAAAUAGAAUGAGAUGAGAUGAGGCUGGCUGUCAUAGGACGUUCGGACAUGUCUUGUCACUUUUCAUCACGUCUUAUUUGAGUGCGUGUGCGUGUAGGCAUGUCUGCACCAAUGACUUUGUGAACUAAGUAAGAAAGGUGUUCGUACAUCUUGCCAAACAAUGAGUGUGUGGGCAUAUACACGUGUGCGUUUGUGUGACGUGUGUGAAGGUGCAUACACUGUGUGUUGUAGGUGUCUGUGUGAACAUUCUGUGUUUGCUCAUUGACAGCCAGCAUGUGUGUGUACGUAAGACUGUGGACGUCCGUCCGUCUGCCAAAUUGAGUCAUGUGUGUCUCGGUGCAAGCGUGUGUGUGUGUGUGUGCGUGCGGGGACAUUGCUAUCCUUGUAUGUCAAGCGUUGCUGUGGGCUGUGAUGACCUCACUGUUAGUAACCUGCAGGAAUGAGAGGCGCACAGCUGACAUCACCCCUCUCUCUCCUUUUCUCACCCUCUUCCUCCUUCCCUACAUCUAUAUCUUCCGACAUGCGGAUAACACAUCAGACCUUUUCGUUCUGAGUCACUGGCUUAAGAGAGAAAAGAGGGACAUUCUUUCUUUCUGUACUUUAUGCUCUUCAUUCAGAAUCAGAAUCAGAAUGAGCUUCAUUGCCAUGUAUGUUUACCUGGCAAUAAAGGGAAGCCCUUUAAAGGGAAGAUUUACCCAGAAACCUAAACCAUUUACUCACCUUGUUGAUUUUGUCUUGAGUAACAACCAUACAACACUUCAUUAUUUACUUACCAUCGUGUUGUUCCAAACCCGUUCCAGAAAGAAAGGCUUUCUUUUGUGGAACCCAAAAAGUGCAUUUUUUAAAACUAUUCAAUAUAAUUAAACAGAGUCUGUAAAAUGGGCUGUAAAGUUUAAAAAAAGAUACAGCAAGACCAUAAAUGUCCUUAUGACUCAUGCUCUGUAUUCCAAACAGUCUACGUUUCCAUUCAUUGAUAAUGUUCCUCCAGUGGACUGUUAGGCGCUACAACCAAAACAUUGAGUCAGUGAGUUGAACUGAUGAACUGAAUCAGUCUGAAUCAUUUAGAACAAAAAGAACCAAAUCAUUCAGAGUGGAUGAUUCCGUGAAAAGUUCUAACUCACAUGAAUCAGACAUUGUUACUUUGAUGAAACCUACUACCACUUGAGUCAUAUAGACCACUGUUAUGAUACAUUUAUGGUGCUUUUUCAAAUUUUGGAGCUUGCUUGAGUCCUUAUUCACUUUAAUUAAAUUUAAAAUAUGGCCAGAGUAUUCUUAAAAAAUUCAUCUUUUGGGAAUUAAUUUAUGGGUUUGGAACGACAUGACGGUGAGUAAAUGAUGACAUAAUUUUAUUCAACAAUGAUCCCUUAAUUCCUCUGCUGUCAUACCUUAUUUUCAUAGAUUCGUCUCUUUUUGUUUCUUUCUGUCUCACUCUUUCCCCCAUCAUCCUUCUUGUUUAUCCUUUUCUUCCUGAAGGACCAGAAAUUCACAACUGUCUGGUGUCUAACACACAAACAAGCGCGCUGCAACCACAAUCCUCUCUUGAGAGGAAGAAAAAAACAGAAACACAACAGAGAAGCAAACUGAUGCCUCAGAUAUUUCCUUCCCUCUGUUCAAUUAAACAUUCCCCCAUCUGCCACUUUGGGUUGUUUGAGUCCCUCUGAAAUAUUGAAAGUAGUUGUUAAUGUGAUUGUUUCUCCUGACUUUGUUUGAACCUGUUGGAUAAAUCGCUCUGGAAUGUGUGUAUUAUUAACAUCUGAAAUGUGUCGUGUGCGUGUGUCUGUGUGUUUGUUUGUAUGCGUGCGUACGUGUGUGUGUGUGUGUGUGUGUGUGUGUGUGUGUGUGGAGGAGGGCAGAUUCGUUCUGCUGUAAUGGUUCUGUGCCAAAUCUUUUUCAGACCAUUCAAUCUCUGUUCAUGUGCCAUACUGAUAAAUUUAUGGAAUAAAAGAUGUUCUUUUUUUCACAAAAUGAGUAUUGAACUGUGGGUGGUUAUUUUGGAUGUUUUUCAUGACAAAAACAGGAUCAAACCAACAAAAUGGGGGACGUGUGAA